Zingiber officinale is the source of this 1078-nucleotide messenger RNA. RefSeq names its product dioscorin DB3S-like. Gene Ontology annotation, molecular function: zinc ion binding; carbonate dehydratase activity. The transcript has 7 exons. The record is from RefSeq and is a predicted model, not a curated record. Bases 71 to 916 code for a protein of 281 amino acids. NCBI's taxonomy places the organism in Eukaryota, Viridiplantae, Streptophyta, Magnoliopsida, Zingiberales, Zingiberaceae.
GUAGUGUUACUCUUUCUCUAUUUAAGUAGACUACUAUUGCAAAUCCCUAAUCACUGAGCUAGCCAAUAGGAUGGGGAAUCAGGCACUGCUAUUCCUAUGUUUGCUUGCUCUCUUCUUUCUUCAAUCAAAUACAUUGGCAUCAAAAGCAGCCGGUUUUGAAGCCAGUUUGGAGCAUAGCUAUGAUCCAUGUAGUCCUCUUGGACCUCAACACUGGGGUACGCUGCAAGAAUCCUGGGCAAUGUGUGCAUCGAGACCUGAAGGAAUGCAAUCGCCCAUAAGUAUCAAACCCAGUAACAUCCACAACACACACUUGGGGAAAUUGCUCAAAUAUUACACUGAGGCCCCUGCACGUCUGUUGAACAUGGGGCAUGAAAUCAUGGUUAGUUGGACAGAAUCGCCAGGCGUUCUUCUUCUAAAUGGCAAGAUCUUUCAUCUCAGGCAGUGCCAUUGGCACACACCUUCUGAGCAUGAACUCUUCGGCAUAAGGUACCCUUUGGAGCUUCACAUAGUUCACACCACUUCAGAAUCAACCCCAAAAAAAGCAGUCAUCGGUGUGUUGUUUGAGUACGGUGGCAAAGCCGAUCCUUUCCUGGGAAAGUUGGGGGGUGCUCUGAAUGAACUGAACGAGCUGAACGUGACUAGUCUUGAUGUUGGAAGCAUAUACCCACCUGUCGUAGGUGACGAAGAAACUUAUUUUAGAUACAAUGGAUCUGUGACAAGUCCUCCUUGCAGUGAGCCUGUUAUUUGGACUGUGAUGAAAGAGGUCAGAAGUGUAACGGAGGAGCAAGUUGAGCUACUAAGGGCUCCAGUGAAUCAUACGGACAAUGCAAGGCCGACACAGCCACUCAACGGACGUAAAGUUUAUUUUUCUGAUCCAUUCUACGAACAGAAAGAGGAAGGCAAUGCGAGCUCUUGAUCCGUGAGGAGGAGAUCGUUUGGACGUACGUUCCUAAUCCGAUCCGCUGUGAUACCAUUAGUGGUUCUAUGUAUCUAAAUAAAAUAAUCCAUUAGUGGUUCUAUAUCCACAUGUUAAAGCGAUAUAUCUAAAUAAAAUAAACCAUUAGUGGUUUUAUUUUAA